Funneliformis mosseae is the source of this 314-nucleotide messenger RNA. The record is from the annotation of a GenBank genome assembly. NCBI's taxonomy places the organism in Eukaryota, Fungi, Glomeromycota, Glomeromycetes, Glomerales, Glomeraceae.
UUAAAGUCAUAAAAACUGCAUUGCGAAAAGGCAAAAAAUAUGAUAAUCUUGCAAAAAACUAUGGAGACUAUCUAAAGAAAUUGCAAGCUAAAAAGAAUCUGAAUGACAAUAUUAAGACAAAUGCAGUCAAGAUGUUUUUUAACGAAGAGGCAUAUACUUUAAGGCUAGAAAAUUAUCACAAAAGGUAUAUAGAUAAUGAUCUGUAUGCUAACCUAGAGAAAUUAUAUGAACUUUAUUAUGAUAUAGCCAAAAAAGAGAAUCACGAAAGGUUAGAUGAUGAAAUAGAACAGAUGCUCAGAAUAAUGGCAAUUUAG